Messenger RNA from Coffea eugenioides, 1068 nucleotides. RefSeq lists its product as uncharacterized. Bases 1 to 1068 code for a protein of 355 amino acids. The record is from RefSeq and is a predicted model, not a curated record. NCBI's taxonomy places the organism in Eukaryota, Viridiplantae, Streptophyta, Magnoliopsida, Gentianales, Rubiaceae. The transcript is spliced from 2 exons.
AUGGCGGUCUUGGCAUUUGCAGGCACAGCGAAGAAUUUGACGCUCGGAAAUCUACUGGUGGCGUUGGAGGAUGGAAUCAUUCAUCCACAACAAUGCCAAUGCCAAUGCCCACCGCCUCUCUGCAACUCCAACUCCAAAUCCUCCUCCUCUUCAGACUUCAUUCUCCUCUCCCUCUUCAUCUCCUCCUCCCCCUUCCCCACUGCCCCUCCCCCUUCCUCUUCCUUUCCAACUCUCGCCUUCUCAUACUCUUCCUCAUCAACUACCACCUCCGUCAUCCACUACCUCGGCUUCCAACUACUCUCCACCGCCGUCCCCGCCGCCAACCUCUCCUCCACCCCCAUCACCAUCUUCGUCCCCUCUGACUCCUCCCUCCUCACCUGUCCUUCUUGCUCCCUUCCUCUCCUCCUCCGCCAGUACUCCGUUCCCGGCCUCUACACUCUCUGCUUUCUCCGCAACUUGGCCUUUGGCACCAAGAUCGAAACCCUAGCCCCCAACUACUGCCUCACCAUCACCACCGCCACCAAUGCCUCAUCUCCCCAUGCUGCAGCUGCGGUCUUCGUCAACGGAGUUGAGAUCACCGGUCCCGACCUCUUCAACAACGGCGUCCUCAUUAUCCAUGGUCUCGACGGCUUCGUCUCUCACCUCUCUACCCUGUCUUGCGACAUCGACCAAACGACCACCCUCUCAUUCCCUCAGCCCUCGUCGCCUCACUUGUCCGUCAUACGCCCCAUGCUGAAGGACGCCAUCCUCCGACUGCGGGUAAGAGGCUAUGGUGUCCUGGCUCUCGCUCUGAGGAUGAAGUUCAAACAGCUGUCCGAGCUCAAGGCCAUGACGGUGUUCGCUCUGGAUGACGUCUCCGUCUUCUCCGGGGGAGGCCAUGCCACCUUCCUCUCCGACUUCUGGUUCCACGUGGCCCCCCAACAGGCGGAUAAUGGCUGCGGAACUGGUGACAAUGCUGCCGGGGAAUUUGCUGCCGACUAUGGAAAUUGGACAGAAUCUGAUGGUGACGACGGCGGGGGGAGGAGGGUUGUUGGCCCCCAUGAAGAUCAACUACGUCAGGAUCAGUAG